AUGGAAAUUCAUUUUUUUCAGGCUCAAGUUUACACAUUCGAAUAUGAGCCUGCUAAAUUAGAGGACUUACGCGUAGUUGUCGGAGUAGAUUUCGGCACAACUUUUUCGGGAUUUUCUUACGCCUACAUUCAAGACAAUAAGGCAAAAACAGAAAUUGUAGUGAAUGAGGAGUGGGGAAAUUUUAAAAGUACUAAUAAAACCAAUACUGUAUUACAAUACGACGAAAACAAUGGAGUUGUCACUUGGGGAGCUGAUGUCUUAAGUUCUGAACCAAGUAGAAGGAAAAAAUUUAACAAUAAACUACCAAGGCCUGUUGAAUACUUUAAAUUUUAUUUAGGAGAUGUUCCUGAAAGCAAAAAGCCAAAAUUACCAUCUGGAAUUACUUUUGAAAAAGCGAUAACCGAUUAUCUUCGUCAAAUGGGUAUUGACUUUACGAUGAUAGAGAAAAUCGAGAAUCAUUGGCCCGGAAUUAAUUUUUACAAUAAUGUUCGACUUGUUUUUACCGUACCUGCCGAAUUCAACGAGAAUUCCAAGACAAUUAUGAGAAGGUGCAUAUACAAUGCCGGCUUGAUACAAUCUAUUGGCACAUUAAAUCUUCAAUUUACUACUGAACCGGAAGCUGCUGCGAUUCAUUGCAUGAAUAGGUUGAAAGAACUCAAAUUAACGACUGGAGCAAAAUAUUUGGUCGUCGAUUGCGGUGGAGGAACUGUGGAUUUGAUAGUUAGAGAAUUAUUAGCUGAUAAUCGAUUAGCAGAAACAACAGUACGAACAGGUGAUUUUUGCGGUGGUACCUACGUCGAUGACGAGUUCCUAAAAUUUCUCGAGCGUAGAAAAAAAUGUCCUGCAAUUAAGCAAUAUGUCACUGGAUCAGAAAGAGAGCAACUGUCAGAAGUUGAUGAAUGGGUUAUUGAUCUUGAUUUUGAUACUGUGAAAUCGUUUUUUGAUCCGUUGGAGGUUUCGGUGAAUCAAAAAUAUCUUCAAUAUAGAAUUAAAGAGAAAUUUGGGAAAGUUUUGGAAGUAGCAAUUCCACCUAGCCCGGCUGCUGCAAUUGUAAAGGGCGCCUGUGAAUAUGGUCUAGAUAUGAAAACCGUAACCACUAGAGUAUUAAAAUGGACUUAUGGAGUUGAGGUUUCUAAAAUAUGGGAAACCGGUGAUCCACCAUCUCGUAAAACGCACGAUGGUCGCAUUCAUAAGUUUUUGUUGUUGGCUAGAAAAGGAACAGAGGUUGAUGUAGAUGAAGAGUUUUCAGAGAGUAUGAUACCAAUUUACCCAAAUCAAACGUCCAUAUUAUUUAAAUUUUUUUAUACCACAAAAUAUAAUGCAACAUUUUGUGAUGAACCAGAGAUGAAAAGUUUGGGUAAUUUCGAGGUUGAUUUGCCCGACACUCAUUUGGGACUGAAUCGUUUUGUGCUCAUAUCGUUAUGCUUCGCAUCUAUGGAAAGUACUGUCGCAACAGCAAAGAAUGAAAUUAAUGGCAAAGUUUAUCGCACGACAUUUUCAACUAAAUGUUAA
Messenger RNA from Funneliformis caledonium, 1512 nucleotides. NCBI's taxonomy places the organism in Eukaryota, Fungi, Glomeromycota, Glomeromycetes, Glomerales, Glomeraceae. The record is from the annotation of a GenBank genome assembly.